Messenger RNA from Acanthamoeba castellanii str. Neff, 3678 nucleotides. RefSeq names its product phosphoethanolamine Nmethyltransferase, putative. The record is from RefSeq and is a predicted model, not a curated record. The transcript is spliced from 7 exons. Gene Ontology annotation, biological process: GPI anchor biosynthetic process. Gene Ontology annotation, molecular function: mannose-ethanolamine phosphotransferase activity. Bases 1 to 3678 code for a protein of 1225 amino acids. NCBI's taxonomy places the organism in Eukaryota, Discosea, Longamoebia, Acanthamoebidae. Gene Ontology annotation, cellular component: endoplasmic reticulum membrane.
AUGGGGGUGCCCUCGCACGAGAGGUCCUGUUGGAUGCCACGUCGAUUCAAGCGCGCCCUGUUCGUGAUUGUUGAUGCACUGCGAUUCGAUUUCACCCUCUACACGCGACCAUCGCCAUCUGCCAAGGGAGCCAGCGUAGCAGCUGCCGCCGACAUCGAUGCAGACCUGCAAGACGACUACUACGUCAACAACCUGCCCGUGAUCAACGAUCUGCUACUCAACAACGCCAGCAACACCUUGCUCUUUCGAUUCGUGGCUGACGCGCCCACCACGACUCUGCAGCGGCUCAAGGCCCUCAACACGGGCGGCAUCCCCACCUUUCUCGAGGCCAAGAACAACUUUGACUCGUCCGAGCUCAGCGAAGACAACCUCAUCCUCCAGCUACGCGACAAUGGGCGAGGCGCGGUCUUCAUGGGCGACGACACCUGGGCCAAGCUCUUCCCGCCUCACAAGCGCUACUUCACCCGCAGCCACCCGUUCCCGUCGUUCAACGUCAAGGACCUGCACACGGUGGACGACGGCGUCAUGCGGCACCUGUUCCCCGAGAUGCGCAACGAGCCCGCAGCCGAGGGCGAAGAGGGCUGGGAGGUGAUCGUAGCGCACUUCCUCGGUGUGGAUCACGCCGGCCAUCGCUUCGGGCCUUCCCAUCCACAGAUGCGACAAAAGCUACGACAGAUGAACGGCAUUCUGCAACAGAUUGUGGAGGCCAUGGAAGAUGACACCAUCCUAUUCGUCAUGGGCGACCAUGGCAUGACCGCCGACGGUAAUCACGGCGGCCACACCGAAAGCGAAGUGACGGCGGCUCUGUUCGUCUACACCCCGUCGACGACCUUCAACCGGUGGGACCAGCUCCACCUCGGGGAGGACAUCAAGGACGUCUUCACCGGCAGCGAGCUCGGCGAGGAGCUCAAGGAUGCGCUCCUCCGGGAACGAGCCACCGGCGCACCCGCGGCCGCCAAGCAGCCGGCCAGGCCGGAGGGGGUGGUGCUGACCAAGGACCACUUCAGGCAGGUGUCCCAGAUCGACGUCGUGCCCACGAUCGCGCUGCUCCUCGGCCUGCCCAUCCCCUUCGGCAAUCUGGGCGGCGUCAUUCCCGAACUCUUCCUCGGGAUUGCGCCGCCGGCGUACUAUGGGUUCGAGCGCGACGACAUGGAGCAGCUGCGUCGACAGGGUGACAAGGCCGGCCACGGCGACGAAGACGACCCGGCGCUCGAUAGCGAGGAGGGCCUGUUCUUCGAGUACCUCGAGCGCAAGUGGGGCGCCAAGGCCCACCUCUACCACGACGAGGGCGGUGGCGAAGAUGGGCUGUCGCUGGCCAGCCUGCAGCAGUGGCUCGCCGGCUACGAGCGCCUCAACGCCGCGAUGGAGGUCAACUCGCUCCAGAUUGACGCCUACCUUUCGGCCUACGCCGACGUGUCGCCCUCGUUCCCCUCGCGCGAGGUCGACAGCCUGCGCCGCCACUUGACCCGCGCCAACGCCAUGCUGCGCGCCCUGUCAGGGCCAUCGUCAUCGUCGGCCGACUCUGGCGAUGAGGGCGCCGCGACCACGUCGGCAGAGGCGGCGACGGCGGCGGGUCGCAGGGCGGCGAUGGCCGAGCGGGUGAGGCAGCACCACCGGGUCUUCAAGCACUACCACCGCUUCCAGAAGCAGGUGGGCGAUAUCUGCCGACGGCUGUGGGCCACGUUCGACGUGGAGUCGAUGACCUGGGGGCUGGCCCUGCUCUUCGCCUCUAUCGGCGGCCUCGUCUGCGUCAUUCUCGCCUCGUCGCGCCCUGGGGGGCAGUCGGCGACGGCGACGGUCUCGUUCGAUUUCUCGUUCGCCCUCGCCGGCGGCGCGGUGGGCGCGGUCCUCGUCUUUUGCUUCGUCGCCGACGCAUUCCACAACAUUCCAGCGCUGGUGGGCGCGACCCUCAUCUGCUCCGUCAUCGGUUUCGCCUUCGUUCCACUCUUCUUUUCUUUCUUCUUCACCGCCUCCGCCUCCGCUUCUUCCUUCUCUAUGUCGUCGUCAUCGCGACCUUCGCUGCGCGCGCUCGUGAGUCGGCUGGCCGAGCGUCGACGGGCCGACGUGCUGUCCGCGGUGGCCGUGGCCCUAUUCGCGCUCCACGGCAUCGGCCUGUUCAGCAAUUCGUUCAUCGAGGCCGAGCACCAGGUCAUCUCCUUCCUGCUGACCUCGCUCCUCCUGUGCUAUCUCGCCGCCGCCUGGCGUCCGGGAGCGCAGUACGGCGACGUGGUGAAGCUGGUGGUGCUCCUGUGCGUCAUCCGCUUCAGCCCUUCGAUCGUCGGCCGCCACGAAUCCGUUGCCGGCGACACGGCGCCCGGCGGACUGCAGGACGAGGAGGACGCCUUCCCUCCGCCCAUCGUCGAACCGAUGGAGGCGUCGCAGGUGCGUGCGGUUUCGCCCGAAAGCGGAGACCUGGUCUGGCAGGGCGUCCAGUUCUUCUUCUCCGCCCAGUUCGCGUGGGACACCCUCGUGCCGCUCGCCAUCAUGCUCUUCACUUUCACCCUCGCCCUCCGCCGCUUCUUUUCCCUCUCUUCAUCUCCUUCUUCAUCUUCUUCUUCUUCAUCAUCCUCUUCGUCUCGGCCCUCGCUCCUGCCGGCCGGCGAGCUCUUCGCGCUCCACGCCGUCUCGCUCCUGUGCUCGGCCGUCUAUUGGACCUUCCAGCGCCUGGCCCUCCUCGACCACUUCGUCUACUUGUGGAAGAUACUCUUCCCCCGCCUCGUCUACGCCGCCUCUCUCGCCUCCCUCGUUCUCCUCCUCGCCCUCCUCUUCCACCGACGCCGGCGACGACGGCACCACCGCGGCGGCGAUAGUGACCACCCUCCGGGUCCGGUGGUGAUGGCGGGGGCGCCGGAGCUGCAGGGGACGUUCAUGGUGCUGGGCAUGGUCGUGUGCGUGCCGGUCAUGCUGGUCUUCGGCCCCGGCUCCUGCUGGACCUUCGUGUCGUUCCUCUGUGCGCCGCUCCUCUUCGUCGACGUCAGCGCGCGGAUGAAAGCGGCCGACGACGCCGAAGAAGAAGAAGAAGGCGACAUCAACGGUAACCAUAACUACGAUGACGACUCGGUCAAGGCCGGCAAGGCGGAUAGAGCUGGCGCCGUUCGACAGCGCGUCAAGACGUCGGCCGCUGUGAGCGACCAUCUGGUGGACAUCCCGCGACCUGAAGAGCGAAGAGGGAAGCAGCCAGGGCGCCGGCAGCAGCUGUCGUUGGGCGUGUCGGAGGUGAUCGUGUGGGUCUUCUUCGCCGUGCUCCUCUUCUACAAGUCGGGCCACCUGUGCGACUUCUCCUCCCUCCAGUUCGAAGCUCCCUUCAUCGGGUUCGAGGAGAUGAACAUGAUCGUGGGCGCCGUGUUGAUGGUGCUCAACACGUUCGGGUGCUACUUCCUCUUUGUCCUCUUCCUCCCGCUACUUCUCUUCUGGUCCAACGACGACGACGACAACAGACGCGUGGAGCGAAGGUUCGCGCGCGAGGAGGUCAGGGCGUGGACGCUACGCGCGGUGUGGAUGUUCAUGCUGGCCUUCGUGGUGAAGCUCUUCCUCACGACCCUCUUCGUCUUCCUCGUGCGACGCCACCUCAUGGUGUGGAAGGUCUUCGCGCCUAAGUACGUGUUCGACGCCUCGGCCACGGCCAUCGCCGAUCUGCUCCUCGUCCUCCUCUACCUCUUCGUCUACGUCUUCAUCUGA